Messenger RNA from Dicentrarchus labrax (European seabass), 1797 nucleotides. It is a transcript of the gene tp53i3, whose product is annotated as tumor protein p53 inducible protein 3. The coding region runs from base 141 to 1250 and encodes 369 amino acids. The record is from RefSeq and is a predicted model, not a curated record. Gene Ontology annotation, molecular function: quinone reductase (NADPH) activity; NADPH binding; quinone binding. The transcript has 7 exons. Lineage: Eukaryota; Metazoa; Chordata; Actinopteri; Moronidae.
GAGAGCCUGCCCCUCUGGUGGUUUGAUCCCUCCCGCGCCAAACUCAUCUCCAGUCUGCAUGAUGGCUCAACUAAACCUCCCAAAAACUCUAAUAGUCGCCUUAAAGGUGAUGAACUGUUGACAUCACCGGCUGUUGUCAAAUGCAUCACAUCCUGCGCACUGGAAAACUUUUACUGGGAAACACCCAUAAGUCAGCCUGGAAAAAGUGCUACUCUAGCUUUGCCAAGAUGAUGCGGGCAGUGUGUGUCGACGUACCAGGAGGACCUGAGAAUUUACUGCUGCGAACUGUCCCGAGACCUCAGCCUAAAGACGGGGAAAUCCUAAUUAAAGUUCACGCAACUGCUCUCAACAGGGCCGACUUACUGCAGAGGCGAGGACUGUACCCACCUCCCCCUGGUGAGAGUGAUAUCAUAGGCCUGGAGGUGGCUGGUACUGUGGAUACUCUGGGCCCAGGGGUGAAAACAAGCUGGAAGCCAGAUGACAGGGUCAUGGCCUUGCUCUGUGGAGGAGGAUAUGCAGAAUAUGUUGCUGUGCCUGAGGAGCUCCUCAUGCCCGUUCCCCCUAAUCUCACACUCUGCCAGGCCGCUGCGAUCCCAGAGGCCUGGCUCACUGCCUUUCAGCUGCUGGUUUUCGUAGCUCAGGUGGAGGAGGGUGAAGUGGUGCUGGCUCAUGCUGGAGCCAGCGGAGUCGGAACAGCUGCUGUUCAGCUGGUUCGUCUGUUUGGUGCCGUGCCCAUCGUUACUGCGGGGACCCCCGAAAAACUGAAGAUGACUGAGAGCCUGGGAGCAGCAGCUGGGUUUAACUACAGAGAGGAGAGCUUCGCGCAGGGAGUUCAUGACUUUACAGGAGGCAAGGGAGCAAACGUCAUCCUCGACUGCAUUGGUGGGUGUAACUGGGAGCAAAAUGUGAGCUCUUUGGCCACCGACGGCCGGUGGGUGCUGUACGGCACCAUGGGAGGCCGGGCGGUAGAGGGAGAUCUGCUGGGCAAACUGCUCUCCAAGCGUGGCCGCUUGCUCAGCAGCCUCCUCCGCUCUCGCAGCCUUCAGUACAAAGCAGAGCUGGUAAAAGCUUUCUCACACAGAGUGUUACCGUGUUUCUCAGACCAGACAUCCUCCCUGAGGCCAGUGAUUGACAGCACGUUCAACCUGGAGGACAUCGCAGAAGCUCACAGGCACAUGGAGGCCAACAAGAACACGGGGAAGAUUGUCGUUAAUGUGAUUCCACAGAGUGGGGAAACUCAGCUGCAGUGAUAUUAACACACGUAAUCACUCUGAAUUUGAUUAAUCUUACAACACAGUGUUAUUUGUUUGUUGAUCAUUAUUUUAAAUAUGUUUUAUCCACCAAUCCACCAAAGAUGAUUUUUGUACAGUGCUGUUUCCUCUGUAGUGUUACAUAGUGAUUAUUAACCCACAACUAAAUGUUUACUGUAAUUAUUACUCCUUAUUGCACAUUAGUCUUAAAGCACAACCUUAAUAAAAUGCCACCUUGUAUUUCACUGCACAUACAGUAUUGAAUGAGCAUAUUAACAAAUAAAACCCUUGAAUCUUUGAGUUUUGAUGAUGAUUAGUGUAUUGGUAUCAGUGGUGGAAAAGCAAUUUAAGUGCAUUUACUCUAGGUUUUACCACUUUCUACCUUUUACUUGUAAUGGAGUAUUUUUAUAUUGUAGUGUUGCUGGUUGUACUUAAUAUUAGAAUAUUACAAGUAUGAGCAGGGUUGUUUUAAAAAUGUAAUCUAAUACAAUUACGAAUUACCUGUUUAAAAAUGUAUUCAUUAAACUAAUCCAGGUAUGACAAUCAA